Molecule: messenger RNA, 1821 nt
Organism: Colletotrichum orchidophilum
Lineage: Eukaryota; Fungi; Ascomycota; Sordariomycetes; Glomerellales; Glomerellaceae
Exons: 4
Coding region: 1-1821 (606 amino acids)
Source: RefSeq, a predicted model, not a curated record
AUGCGACUACUCCAGCCACUAGCUCUUCUGGCCAUUGCUGACCUGGUCAAUGGCCAAAGGGUCGAUCUCAGCAAUUGUCCUCUGUUGGGGCCAGCUUAUCCUCAUCCAAACCUCCAUAAAUCGCAGGUGAUUAAAGACACUAAAGAAUCGUUUGCAAAACUCAUCGAGAAUGCCAUCUUCACUGGCGAAACCGAACUGGGCAAGAUCAAUACCGCAACUGCCUCAUUCUCCAUUGGCGUAUUCUCCGCAGACUCGGACAAGUUCAUUUACGAGCAUCAUCAUCGGGGCACUCAGCUCGAAGGGACGCUUACCGGAGGCUCGCUGAAUGCGAAUACGCUAUAUCGCAUCGGAAGCGUCACGAAACUGCUGACUGUGUACAUGAUCCUCAUCAAGCUGGGCCCGACAUACUGGAACGAGCCGAUCACCAAGUUCAUUCCGGAACUCGCGGACGCGCCGGCAGGAAACCGGGCGCACCGAGUGCAAUGGUCCGAAGUGACUUUGGGGGCUUUGGCUAGCCACAUGAGUGGCCUUCCACGCAAUAAUCACUUUAUCGACCUCUCCGGUAUCCCUGGUGUCGAGGACAUGGGACUUCCCCGCCUGAACGACUCUGAUGUCAUCAAGUGCGGUCUGCCUGAGAUGCGGCCCUGUACGAGAGAAGAAGUAAUUCGUUCCAUGCUGGAGCAGUAUCCCGCGAGCGCGACUUGGCAUACUCCAGUGUAUAGCAAUGAGGCCUUCCAGCUUAUCGGGUGGGCGUUCGAGAACAUCACAGGCGGCCCUAUGGAACAUGCCUUCAAGACCAGCAUCUUGGAGCCUUUGGGUCUGUCUCGGUCCUUUUGGAACCCACCCAAAGACGACCCCAACGCCAACAUCGUUGAUCUCGACCCGUCGGCAUUGAAUUCAUUGAUAGACUAUCCUUUUGAAGAGGGAUUGGCCACAUAUACACCGACUGGCGGCGUCUAUUCUUGCUUGGGCGAUCUCUCCGCUAUCGGCCGCUCCAUUCUCACCUCCUCACUCCUACGAAAAUCAGUGACUCGCGAGUGGCUCCAACCGGUGACGCAUACCCAGCACACCCACAGCGCCAUCGGACGACCAUGGGAAAUCACCCGGAUGAACGUUGCAGCAGCCCCCGGGUCCAAGCACACCCGGCUCGUGGACCUGUACACCAAGAAUGGCGGUAUUGGGGCCUACCUGACCUACCUCAUCCUCUCACCCGAUCACAACAUUGGGUUCACCCUCAUGGCCGCCUCUCAGAACGCCUUCGGCGUGGGCGACACGGACUCCACCUUUGACAUCCUCAGCGAGCUGCUCCUGGAAAAGUGGAUCCCCGCCGCCGAGGCCGCGGGCCGGGAGGCGGUGGGUGAGGACCUGGCUGGCACUUAUGUGUCCGACGACGGAUCGGACUCCCGGGCCGAGCUGGCGCUCGAACCCGGCAGACUCGGCCUAACGCUCCAGACUUUUGUGCACAACGGCACAGACUUUUUUUCAACGGUGGGUGGUAAUUUUGGUUUCCAGGGGGCCGAUCUACAGUUCAUGGGACUCCGAGACGAUGGGGAGGUUGCGUUCCGGGCCGUGUUCUCGAGUCCCGAUGCCAAAGCUCCGAAACGGGAGCCUAUACUGGGCAAGAAGUGCGGGUCGACCUGGGGAGGUGCUGGGUGGCUCACCUACGGCGACAUUGGCAUUGAUGAGGUCGUUUUCACCGUGGGUGAAGAUGGAAAGGCAACCAGUGUGAGUUUCCCGGCGUUGCGCGUCAGAUUGGUCAGAAAAUCGGGCAACAACACAGUGAAUAGAGUAGAAAGGGAGGGAAUCUCUGAAGAAUUAUGA